ACUAAUAAGCUCGUCUCACCAAAAAUUCUGGAAUCGUCUCCAGAUGAAGCGGCAGUCUGCAGCUCGUUGAAAAGCAUCAUUUCAACACCGGCGAAGUCUGAUGCAUCGAAUGAGGUUCCCGCAACUCAGGAUGUUGUGACUGAAUCGGAUGAUGGAGAGCAUCCUCCAUCGGAAAGGUUCUAUGUGGACGAGGGCAGUCGGCUGCAAUCAAAUUUUCCAUCCGCCGAGAAACAUGAACCAGAUACGGAAUCGGGAGAGGAUUCAGAUUCAUCUGAUGAUGAGGAAGAAUUCACCCACAAAAAUGUGAUGAAGAUGAAUUUAUCCGGAAUAGCUCGUAAGUUCUGA
Haemonchus placei is the source of this 345-nucleotide messenger RNA. The record is from the annotation of a GenBank genome assembly. Lineage: Eukaryota; Metazoa; Nematoda; Chromadorea; Rhabditida; Trichostrongylidae.